Molecule: messenger RNA, 1164 nt
Organism: Triticum urartu
Lineage: Eukaryota; Viridiplantae; Streptophyta; Magnoliopsida; Poales; Poaceae
Product: myb-related protein Hv33
Source: RefSeq, a predicted model, not a curated record
CCCAUCCUAUAAAUGUAGUGCAGAUCCAAUCACCACAUAAUUAAGCACCAACUGCAAUUAGUACACUAGCUAGCUGAACUUUCCAUCGACGCAGGAGUAGCCAAGGAGUCUACUCAAAAAAGCUAAGCAAGAAUGGUGGAGAAGCCGGCGAGCCAGGCCGACGUCGGCGGCGAUGUGGAGGCGCAUAAGGAGAGGAAGGGGCUGUGGUCGCCGGAGGAGGACGAGCGGCUGUACACCCGGAUCACCAGGCACGGCGUGUCCACCUGGAGCUCCGUGGCGCAGCUCGCCGGGCUGCGGCGGAGCGGCAAGAGCUGCCGGCUGAGGUGGAUGAACUACCUCCGGCCGGACCUUAAGAAGGAGCCCAUCUCCAAGCGUGAGGAGGAGACCAUCAUCUCCCUCCAGAAAUCACUCGGCAACAGAUGGUCGGUGAUCGCGGGGAAGAUGCCGGGGAGGACGGACAACGAAAUCAAGAACUACUGGAACUCCCGCAUCAGGAAGCGCCAGACCCUCAGCACCGGCGGCGGGAAGGGCGACAGCGGCCUCGCAAAGCAGGGUGACCUUCCGGCCGCCGAUGACAAGGCCUCCGUGCUAGCAGGGCCCCGAGGGAAGGAACCGGUUAGCAGCAUGGCCUCCGGGGCGACGGUGCCUCCUGUUCCGGCACGGUUCCCACUGUUCGCGUGCCAGCUUCUUGGCGGUGGCGGAGGGGCCGCCGCAAUUGCAGCUGCAGGCACCACCGAGUCGACAACCACUCACGAGAACAACGGCGCCGGCUCAGAGAGCGAUGCUGCUAGCGUGGGCAACGGCAGCGCUGCCGGCGACGAUGGUCGGGAGGGACAUUACUACUACUGCGCCGUCGACGGCGACAUUGACAUGGUCCAUCUCAUGUCGUUCGAUGACCUUCUCGAGUACCCGGCCGGCGAUCUGCUCAUGGAUGCGUGGGAUCAGAACGGACUCUACUCCACGAAUACGGGGAACUCUGUUGAUUGAUUUGGUUGUUGAUUAGCCCGGCGGGCGUGCAAGAGGGUUAGUUAUUGGUAAAUUUGUUCAAUUACAUUGUGUAUGCACGCCUAGCCGCCUAGGGCAGCUCCCCUCUUGUGCACAAACCCAACCUUUUGUUGAAUCAAUUGAUCGAGUGGUAAUUAAUGGACGAUUAUUUUUGUUCCA